Spea bombifrons (plains spadefoot toad) is the source of this 2140-nucleotide messenger RNA. RefSeq names its product blue-sensitive opsin-like. Lineage: Eukaryota; Metazoa; Chordata; Amphibia; Anura; Pelobatidae. Gene Ontology annotation, molecular function: G protein-coupled receptor activity. The record is from RefSeq and is a predicted model, not a curated record. The coding region runs from base 102 to 1190 and encodes 362 amino acids. Gene Ontology annotation, biological process: G protein-coupled receptor signaling pathway; phototransduction; visual perception. Gene Ontology annotation, cellular component: photoreceptor outer segment; membrane. The transcript is spliced from 5 exons.
UUGGUACCAGGAGCCAUCAAGAGUUCCAGCUGCGUAGGCUCUGUUUUAUGAGCGUGUAGACGUUUUUUUCACAUCGGUGGUAGGACCCCCAAGUUUCCAAAAUGAGCAAAGGCCGUCCAGAUUUGAGGAUGGAAAUGCCCGAUGAUUUCUACCUUCCCAUUCCUGUGGAAACCACUAACAUUACAUCUCUCAGCCCAUUUCUGGUACCCCAAACACAUUUGGGGACCCCGGGCAUGUUUAUGAGCAUGUCGGCCUUUAUGUUAUUUACCAUCAUUUUUGGCUUCCCUCUCAACCUGCUGACCGUCAUCUGCACUGCAAAGUACAAGAAGCUGCGUUCCCACCUCAACUACAUUCUGGUAAACUUGGCCGUCGCCAACCUUAUAGUCAUCACCUUUGGUUCCACAACUGCCUUUUACAGCUUUUCUCAGAUGUACUUCUCUCUGGGUACUUUGGCAUGCAAGAUAGAAGGUUUUACUGCCACUCUUGGAGGAAUCAUCAGCUUGUGGUCUCUUGCUGUGGUGGCCUUUGAAAGGUUUCUUGUGAUCUGUAAGCCGAUGGGCAGCUUCACAUUCCGUGAGAGCCAUGCUAUUAUGGGCUGUGUCUUAACCUGGGUUAUUGGGUUGGUAGCAGCAACUCCACCAUUGCUGGGCUGGAGCAGGUACAUCCCCGAAGGCUUGCAGUGCUCCUGUGGACCUGAUUGGUACACCGUGAAUAACAAGUGGAACAAUGAGUCCUAUGUACUUUUCCUCUUCUGUUUUUGCUUUGGGUUCCCUCUGGCCACCAUCCUGUUUUCCUAUGGACGUCUGCUUCUCACCCUCCAUGCUGUUGCCAAACAGCAGGAGCAGUCGGCCACCACUCAGAAAGCCGAGCGUGAAGUGACCAAGAUGGUGAUUAUGAUGGUUGCCGGGUUCUUGGUUUGCUGGCUCCCUUAUGCUUCAUUCGCUUUAUGGGUUGUUACCCACCGUGGAGAGGAUUUUGACCUACGAAUGUCCUCCAUCCCUUCUGUAUUCUCAAAGGCUUCUACAGUCUACAACCCAUUCAUUUACAUCUUCAUGAACAGACAGUUCCGCUCCUGCAUGAUGAAACUGAUCUUCUGUGGCAAAAAUCCAUUAGGUGAUGAUGAGGAUACAUCUGCAUCUGGAUCCACCCAGGUGUCUUCAGUGUCCAGCAGUCAGGUGGCUCCAGCAUAAUGCCAGCCGCGUCCGGCUCCUGUUCUGCCACGUCUGCUGCCACGGCUCUGUGCCCUCAACAGCUUCCAGGUGACUCCACACCCAGCCAAGAAUCCACAUCCAGCCCCUCAACCCACAGCUUGUUUUAUCAUUGAAAUGAAACAUCAUUUUAGCCAGUUAGACAAAGCAACAGGGGUCAACGUACCCCUUUCUCGGUAGCUCCAGUUCUAUUUAUUGCACAGGGCCUAAAGUAUGAACCCAUGUAAAAAAAAGAUGUUGUUGGCCUCCAACCCUCAUCAUCACCAGAAAACAGCUGCUUGAGGAUAAUGAGACUUGUAGUUCAACAACAGCUGACAUACUAGAGGUUCACCAUGCAGGACAUGUAAAUGUAGCCACGUGGCAUCAGUGCUGAUUUUCAUCAGGGUCGCUCCAAGCUGAGAACCUGGUUCCUAUUAGGGACAACCUGGCAAGGGCUACAGUUGAAGGACAUCAAUGUCUCUCUGGGUAACCCAGCUAGACAUUUAUGUCUGUUCUUCAGAAAGCAUUAGGCGUAGUGUGCAUAGGAAAUCAGCAAGCAGAAACCGUAGCUCACACAAUGAGUGAUGGCCCAAACCCGGGUGAUCUGGCACCUUUAGUGCUGGAAAAUCAACACGAAGAUGCCAAAGCGGCACCAAGAUGACCACAGAAACUAUGUUUGGAAACAUAUCUUUUUUCAGUUUUCUUUAUCAAUUCUUUAACAAUCAUUUUAAAUAUAUAUUUUACUUAACCUGGAAUUAGUUGGAGGGUUUUAACGUAGCAGAACAUGAAGUUGUCGUACCCCUAAAAACACUUCCUCACCAGGGUCAGAUUUCACCUAAGGCACAACUAGACAAAAAAUCAACAGGUGCCCCACAGGUGUUUCAUAAAUAAAAUUUAACAAAAAAAUCAUUAAAAAAAAAAGAAAAGCCGAUAUUAGUCAUGUCAUGGAUGGG